AUGUACGAAGUCGAACCUCUACAGAAGUACGAGCUAGUAUCUCAACUGCGUUUUCCUGGCUGGGAGCAGAAUCAAGCUUUAUGGCCUGCUCCCAUCCCUGAGGCGGGUCGGGCAUGACGGCCUGCUCUCAUUCCCGAGCCUGGUGUGGCUGUAUCGCCAGCGCUGCCUCCACUUCCUCGUCUUCAACGUGCGGACGAUGGCGAGGUUGCUCCUAUUCCUUUACCAGCUGUCGGCCCGUUUGCCGAAGGGGUUAAAGACGAAGAGCAGCCUAUCGAUCAUCGACGCGAGGAGGCUGUUGAGGCUAUCGACAGUUACGAAGAUGACCACCCUGCGGAGCGUGCUCCACCUCUACCUCCUGACAAUGGUCACGAGUAUCGGCAUUAUCGUGUCGGUCGCAAUCCCGGUCUGCUCGAGAACAUUGACGAGGGCAACAUUCUACCGGUUCGCACGCGUGCUCAGCGUCGCGUCGCCGCCCUCAGUAUUGUGUCCACGCGCAAGAUCGUUCGUCGCGAACCAGAGCUCAUCGCGUCGUUUUCCACUCGUCACCCACCGCUUUCCAAGACCUUCAAGGAUGCGAUGGCUUCGCCCGAGGCCGAGUCGUGGUACGUUGCGUCCGUCAAGGAACCCAACUCCAUGGGCUUGCACAAGCUUUUCAAGCUUUCGAGGCUACCCACUGGGGCUCGUGCACUGGGCUAUCGUUGAGUGUUUACUUGGUAGGAAGACGCCGAAGGCAACAUUGUUGGAAUCAACAAUGAUUCCGAAAAUGAUCAACAAAAGAAGAAGAAACGGCUGGACCAGGAGUCAAACCUGGGUCGCUUCCAUUAAUCGGAAAAGCUUUGACCUCUAAGCUAUCCGGCCCCUGAUAUCAGUGCAAGGUCUACUAACACCUUCAAUAAACAUCAUCAGAUACAAGGCUCGUCUAGUCGUCCAAAGCUUUGCUCCACGACUGGGGAUCGACUACCACAAGACGUUUGCUCCUGUCUCUUCGAUCACGACGAUCUUGUUCGUCGUCGGCGGCCUCUCUGCCGCUCGCGGACUGAUUCUCGAACAGUGGUCCUGACUUCUCGGCGUCGCUACCUCUCUCCUAUCGGGCCCGGUAAAGACGAUUACUCAAUGAACAAGCGGGCUUAGUCGGCGCAGCUUUACAGGUAAAGAGACUUUGAUAACAGCCGGGGCAAAGCGAACAAUGGACGGAGGACUGAGUCGUCCGUGGCGAAGUAGAUGGACUGGCCCUCUAGGUCGUUCCGCCGAUGUAGACCACGCGGAUCAAUGAUUGCAGCACGCCAUUCCUCGAAAUCAUACGUUGUAGGCCGCAAGUCAGAGCGCAAAUGA
Messenger RNA from Microbotryum saponariae, 1332 nucleotides. Lineage: Eukaryota; Fungi; Basidiomycota; Microbotryomycetes; Microbotryales; Microbotryaceae. The record is from the annotation of a GenBank genome assembly.